This is a messenger RNA of Andrographis paniculata, 2007 nucleotides long. RefSeq names its product polyphenol oxidase, chloroplastic-like. Bases 40 to 1821 code for a protein of 593 amino acids. Gene Ontology annotation, biological process: pigment biosynthetic process. NCBI's taxonomy places the organism in Eukaryota, Viridiplantae, Streptophyta, Magnoliopsida, Lamiales, Acanthaceae. The transcript has a single exon. Gene Ontology annotation, molecular function: catechol oxidase activity. The record is from RefSeq and is a predicted model, not a curated record.
UUAAGCAAAUUUGUAGACAUUGUGCACAGGGAAAGGCAUAUGGCUUCUUCCAUUAACAUCCCACCGUCCGCCGCCGCGACGAUCUCCUCCGCCGCCGCCGCCACGGCGGGGGCCUCCGCCUCUCCGUUUCUCUUUAAACCAAACCACAUCUUCUCCACCACCAGGAACAUCCACCACCGUCGCCACACAAUCUCCUGCAACUCUGACAACGAUCGACAACCAGUCUCGCCGGAAAAAUUCGACCGGAGAAAUGUGUUGAUCGGACUCGGCGGACUGUACGGCGCCAGCGCCCUCUCCACCUCUCCGUUGGCCUUCGCCGCCCCAAUAACUGCUCCCGACGUCACCAAAUGUGGCCCCGCAGACCUGCCGGAGGGCGUAACGCCGACCAACUGCUGCCCCCCGCCGACGGCGCAGAUCAUCGACUUCAAAUUCCCUCCGCCGCCGAAGAAACUUCGCGUCCGCCCCGCCGCCCAUUUGGCCGGCGACGAAUACAUCGCGAAAUUCAACAAAGCCGUUGAGAUCAUGCGCGCCCUCCCCGACGACGAUCCCCGGAGCUUUAAGCAGCAGGCGAACGUCCACUGCGCCUACUGCGACGGCGCGUACGAUCAGGCCGGAUUUCCCGACCUGGAGCUUCAAGUCCACAAUUCAUGGCUGUUCUUCCCCUUCCACCGCUACUAUCUCUAUUUCUUCGAAAGAAUCUUAGGCAAGCUAAUCGACGAUCCUAAUUUCGCCAUGCCGUUCUGGAAUUGGGAUUCUCCCGCCGGAAUGACGAUUCCGGCGAUGUACGCAAAUCCGAGAUCCGCCUUGUACGACCCCCUCCGCGACCGCGCCCACCAGCCGCCGACGGUCGUCGAUUUGAACUUCAGCGGCGGCGAUUCCGCCGCCGAUCAGAUAACGCAGCGGAACCUGACGACGAUGUACAGGCAAAUGGUGUCGAAUUCAAGGACCUCCCGGCUGUUCUUCGGCAGCCCUUACCGGCGGGGGGAGGAUCCGAAUCCGGGAAGCGGGUCGAUCGAGAAUAUUCCACACGGGCCGGUCCACGUCUGGACCGGCGACAGCAAGCAGCCGAAUUUCGAGAACAUGGGGAACUUCUACUCGGCCGGUCGAGACCCGAUUUUUUUCGCUCACCACUCGAACAUCGACCGGCUAUGGACCGUUUGGAAAACCCUCGGCGGUCGCCGGAAGGACAUCGACGACCGGGACUACCUCGACGCGUCGUUUGUCUUCUACGACGAGAACGCGCAGAUGGUGCGAGUCAAGGUCCGGGACUGUCUGGACCAGGGGAAAUUAGGGUACGUUUACCAGGAUGUGGAGAUCCCGUGGCUGAAUUCGCGGCCGACGCCGAGGAUUUCGUCGGCGGUGCGGAAGCUGAAGAAUCUCGUGAAGGCACGCGCGGCGGAUACGGCGGCGCGUGGUCCGAAGGAUGUUUUUCCGGCGAAGCUGGAUAGAGUGGUGAAAGUGAUGGUGAAGAGGCCGAAGAAGAAGAGGAGCAGGAAGGAGAAGGACGAAUUGGAGGAGAUUUUGGUGAUUGAGGGGAUUGAAGUGGACAGAGAUGUGUAUGCGAAGUUCGACGUCUUCAUUAACGACGAGGACGAUGAGAUCAGCACGCCGGACAACACAGAGUUCGCCGGAAGUUUUGUGAACGUCCCGCACAAGCACAAGCACACGAGGAAGAUCAAGACGCAGCUCAGGCUGUCGAUUACGGACAUUUUGGAGGAGCUCGACACCGAAGGUGACGACCAUGUUUUGGUGACUUUGGUUCCGACGAACUCCGGCGACGCCGUCACCAUUAACGGGAUUAAGAUCGAGCUUGACGACUAGGCGACGACGGCGGGCGGUGACGUGUCGGAUCAUGAUUGGCGUGAUUUUUUUACUGGCUUGGUCGGUUUGCUGUUUUUUUUUUUAAAAAAAAAUUGCUAAUUAUUAAUAAUAAUUAUUAUUAUAAUAAGGGCAAUAUUUAUAUCACGCUGUGACUUCAUUUUUUUUUUUUGUUUUAUUGUUGUUGUU